Messenger RNA from Engraulis encrasicolus (European anchovy), 7474 nucleotides. RefSeq names its product calcium channel, voltage-dependent, L type, alpha 1D subunit, b (gene cacna1db). Bases 20 to 6106 code for a protein of 2028 amino acids. NCBI's taxonomy places the organism in Eukaryota, Metazoa, Chordata, Actinopteri, Clupeiformes, Engraulidae. The record is from RefSeq and is a predicted model, not a curated record. Gene Ontology annotation, molecular function: high voltage-gated calcium channel activity. Gene Ontology annotation, biological process: calcium ion import across plasma membrane. Gene Ontology annotation, cellular component: voltage-gated calcium channel complex; membrane. The transcript is spliced from 47 exons.
CGUCCGAAACGGCUGGAACAUGCUGGACUUCGUCAUAGUUAUAGUGGGGCUGUUCAGUGUGAUACUGGAGCUGAUCACCAACACGGGGGAAGCGGCGGCUCCUGGAGGGAAGCCGGGGGGCUUCGACGUGAAGGCGCUCAGGGCUUUUAGGGUGCUGCGACCCCUCCGCCUCGUCUCUGGAGUACCCAGCCUGCAGGUGGUGCUGAACUCCAUCAUCAAGGCCAUGGUCCCCCUGCUGCACAUCGCCCUGCUGGUCCUCUUCGUCAUCAUCAUCUACGCCAUCAUCGGCCUGGAACUCUUCAUCGGCAAGAUGCACUCCACCUGCUACCUGGUCAACUCAGAUGUCACGGAGGAUGAGCCGGCCCCGUGUGCCAUCUCUGGUCACGGCCGCCACUGCUCGGCUAACGUCUCCAUCUGCCGAGGCGAAUGGCAAGGCCCCAACAACGGCAUCACUAACUUUGACAACUUCCUGUUCGCCAUGCUCACCGUGUUCCAGUGCAUUACCAUGGAGGGUUGGACCGAUGUGCUAUACUGGAUGAACGAUGCUAUGGGCUUUGAGCUGCCAUGGAUCUACUUUGUCAGUCUGGUGAUUUUCGGCUCGUUUUUCGUCCUCAAUCUUGUUCUGGGUGUACUGAGUGGAGAGUUCUCCAAGGAGCGAGAGAAGGCAAAGGCGCGUGGAGACUUCCAGAAGCUGCGAGAGAAGCAGCAGCUGGAGGAGGACCUGAAGGGCUACCUGGACUGGAUCGCCCAGGCCGAGGACAUCGACCCCGAGAACGAGGAGGAGGGCCAGCUCGAGGGCAAGCGCAACAGGGUGACCCUGGCAGACCUCACUCAAAAGAAGAAAGGGAGGUUUGGCUGGUUCAGCCAGUCCACAGAGACACAUGUGAGCAUGCCCACUAGUGAGACGGAGUCAGUGAACACAGACAACCCAAACGGGGAGGAGGAUAAGGCCCACUGCUGCGGACCGCUCUGUCAAAAAAUUACAAAAUCAAAAUUCAGUCGGCACUGGCGGCGCUGGAACCGCUUCUCGCGCAGGAAGUGUCGUCUGGCGGUCAAGUCCACCACCUUCUACUGGCUGGUCAUCCUGCUGGUGUUCCUCAACACGCUCACCAUCUCCUCCGAGCACUACAACCAGCCCGACUGGCUCACACACGUGCAGAACGUGGCCAACAAGGUGCUGCUGGCCAUGUUCACGUGUGAGAUGCUGCUGAAAAUGUACAGCCUGGGCCUGCAGGCCUACUUCGUCUCACUCUUCAACCGCUUCGACUGCUUCGUGGUGUGUGGCGGCAUCGUGGAGACCAUCCUGGUGGAACUGGCCAUCAUGUCCCCGCUCGGCAUCUCCGUGCUGCGCUGCGUUCGCCUGCUGCGCAUCUUCAAGGUCACACGGCACUGGGCUUCUCUGAGUAACCUGGUGGCGUCUCUGCUGAACUCCAUGAAGUCCAUCGCCUCCCUGCUGCUCCUGCUCUUCCUCUUCAUCAUCAUCUUCUCCCUGCUUGGCAUGCAGCUCUUCGGCGGCAAGUUCAACUUUGACGAGACCGUCACCAAGAGGAGCACCUUUGACAACUUUCCCCAGGCCCUGCUCACAGUCUUUCAGAUCUUGACAGGUGAGGAUUGGAACACGGUGAUGUAUGACGGCAUCAUGGCCUACGGUGGACCUUCCUCCUCUGGCAUGGUGGUCUGCAUCUACUUCAUCAUCCUCUUCGUCUGUGGAAACUACAUCCUCCUGAAUGUCUUCUUGGCUAUCGCCGUUGACAACCUUGCAGAUGCUGAGAGCUUAAACACAGCCCAGAAGGAGAAAGAGGAGGAGAAGGAGAGGAGGAAGAGUAUCAGGAGAGACAGCAUUUUCAAAAUGGAAGACGGAAAGGUAGAACUAAAAGAUGGAGAAACAAAGGUUGUAAUUGAGGAGAACAGCGAGAGGGUUACGGAGGAGGAGAAGAACCCGGCUGCAGAUUCAGGGGAUGAGGAGGAUGAGGAGGAGCCGGAGGUGCCGGUAGGGCCGCGUCCCCAGAGGCUGGCGGACCUCAACCUAAAGGAGAAGAUCCAGCCCAUCCCCGAGGGCAGCGCCUUCUUCAUCCUCAGCAACACCAACCCCAUCCGUGUGGCGUGUCACAGGCUGAUCAACCACCAGAUCUUCACCAACCUCAUCCUGGUCUUCAUCAUGCUCAGCUCUGUCUCCCUCGCCGCUGAGGACCCCAUACGCAGCUUCUCCGCUCGCAACAUAGUCCUAGGCUACGCAGACUAUGUCUUCACUAGUAUGUUUACCUUUGAGAUCCUGUUGAAGAUGAUGGCGUUCGGGGCCUUCCUCCAUAAGGGGGCCUUCUGCAGGAACUACUUCAACCUGCUGGACCUGCUGGUGGUCGGGGUGUCACUGGUCUCCUUUGGCAUUGAGUCGUCGGCCAUCUCUGUGGUGAAGAUCUUGCGUGUGCUGAGGGUGCUGCGGCCCCUGAGGGCCAUCAACCGAGCCAAGGGCCUCAAGCACGUGGUGCAGUGUGUGUUUGUGGCCAUUCGGACCAUUGGCAACAUCAUGAUUGUCACCACGCUCCUCCAGUUCAUGUUCGCCUGCAUUGGAGUACAGCUCUUUAAGGGAAAAUUCUACCGCUGCACAGAUGAUGCCAAAACAAGUCCAGAGGAUUGCCAGGGCAGGUACAUCCUCUACAACAUCGGUGAGGCGGCCUUGCCCGUGGUUAAGCAACGCGUUUGGUACAACAGCGACUUCAACUUUGACAACGUCCUCAUGGCCAUGAUGGCUCUCUUCACCGUCUCCACAUUCGAAGGCUGGCCAGCGCUGUUGUACAAGGCCAUUGACUCGCACAAAGAGAACAUGGGCCCCAUCUACAACCACCGCGUGGAGAUCUCCAUCUUCUUCAUCAUCUACAUCAUCAUCAUCGCCUUCUUCAUGAUGAACAUCUUUGUGGGUUUCGUCAUCGUCACCUUCCAGGAGCAGGGAGAGAAGGAAUACAGGAACUGUGAGCUGGACAAAAACCAGCGACAGUGUGUAGAGUACGCCCUGAAGGCCCGGCCGGUGCGGAGGUACAUUCCCAAGAACCGCUACCAGUACAAGUUCUGGUACGUGGUGAACUCGGCAGGCUUUGAGUAUGUCAUGUUUGUACUCAUCAUCCUCAACACCCUCUGCCUGGCCAUACAGCACCAUGGCCAGUCUCCUGUCUUCAACUACGCCAUGGAUAUCCUCAAUAUGGUCUUCACUGCAGUCUUCACCGUGGAGAUGAUCCUCAAGCUCAUCGCCUUCAAACCAAGGGGAUAUUUUGGGGAUGCCUGGAACAGCUUUGAUGCCCUGGUGGUAAUUGGCAGUGUAGUGGACAUCAUCCUCAGUAUGAGCUCCCAGGACAGCGCCCGCAUCUCCAUCACCUUCUUCCGGCUCUUCCGCGUCAUGCGAUUGGUCAAGCUGCUGAGCAGGGGAGAGGGCAUCCGCACACUGCUCUGGACAUUCGUCAAGUCCUUUCAGGCCCUGCCCUAUGUAGCCCUGCUAAUAGCCAUGCUCUUCUUCAUCUAUGCUGUCAUUGGCAUGCAGGUGUUUGGGAAGAUCGCCAUGGUGGACGGCACACAGAUCAACCGCAACAACAACUUCCAGACCUUUCCCCAGGCAGUGCUGCUGCUCUUCAGGUGUGCGACGGGGGAAGCGUGGCAGGACAUCAUGUUGGCGUGUCUGCCUGGUAAGCCGUGCGACUCCGAGUCCGAUGACAACCCCGGCGGAGAGAAGACCUGCGGCAGCAGCUUCGCCAUCAUAUACUUCAUCAGCUUCUACAUGCUCUGUGCUUUCCUGAUCAUAAAUUUAUUUGUGGCCGUCAUCAUGGAUAACUUUGACUACCUGACCCGCGAUUGGUCCAUUCUGGGCCCACACCACCUUGAUGAGUUCAAGAGGAUCUGGUCUGAGUAUGACCCUGAAGCCAAGGGCAGAAUCAAGCACCUGGAUGUGGUCACUCUGCUGCGGAGGAUUCAGCCGCCUCUUGGGUUCGGAAAGCUGUGUCCUCACCGCGUAGCCUGUAAGAGGCUUGUUGCUAUGAACAUGCCCCUGAAUAGUGAUGGGACGGUGAUGUUCAAUGCCACCCUGUUCGCUUUGGUCAGGACUGCUUUGAAGAUCAAGACGGAAGGUAAUCUGGACCAGGCUAAUGAGGAGUUGAGAGCGGUGAUCAAGAAGAUCUGGAAGCGGACCAGCAUGAAGCUGCUGGAUCAAGUGGUGCCUCCUGCUGGCGAUGAUGAGGUAACGGUGGGGAAGUUCUAUGCCACCUUCCUGAUACAGGACUACUUCAGGAAAUUCAAGAAGCGCAAAGAGCAAGGGCUCGUGGGCAUCCACCCGGCCAGACUCAACACCACCGUCGCACUGCAGAGCUUUGACUGUCCGUUACAGGCUGGCCUGCGCACGCUGCAUGAUAUUGGGCCUGAGAUCCGGCGAGCCAUCUCCUGCGACCUACAGGAUGAGGACCUCAACAUGGAGGAGGAGGAGGAGAUCUACAGGAGGAACGGAGGCUUGUUCGGCCACCAGCUAAAUCACGUGACUGGGGACAAUCGUGUCACAGGUCACCUGACCAAUGUCACUCAGCGUCCCCUGCAGGUGCCAUCGCCACUGUCUCGCUUAGUCCCAGUGCCACCACCGGCAGAGGACAGCCACAGCCCGCUCCACCCCAACUCCAACGCCAGCACCAAUGCCAGCAGCUUCCCCCACAGGUCCUCCAACGCCAACCUCAACAAUGCCAAUGUGCCCUCUGUGCCCACCGUGACCAACGGCAGGCCCCAGCAUCACCACUCCGACUCCUUUGCCCCCAAUGCCGCUGCAGCUUCCGCCAGCGUGCGGCUCUCCUCCCUGGGCACUUACCUCAACCCCAGAGGGGACGGGGACUCCCACAGGAGGCUUCCCUCACGGAGAACACGCUACUAUGAGACCUACAUUAGGUCCGAGGUGGGGGCAAGCUGCUAUCCCAGCAUCCGGCGAGAGGAGCCCUCGUCAGGGGAGGGCAGCGACGAUGAGAGGGGGUCUGGAGAGUACUUCAGCGGAGACGAGUUCCAUGAGGACGACAUCAUGCUGGCUGGAGACAGGCGGAGGUCGUAUCGGGAGCACCAGGACAGCCCAAGUGUGUUUGAUACUGAGGCGGCCGAUGACUACCACCAGUCAGACAGCUUCUUUGAUGACGAUGAGCAGCCCAUCUACCAGGAGUGCAGGAGGUCCCCCAUACGCAGGCUGCUCUCCUCCUCACCUCAGACCCCUCUCAGGCCGGCCUUCAACUUUGAGUGUCUGCGGCGGCAGAGCAGUGAGGACGACACACCCCCCUCUCCCGUCUUUCACCACCGCACCACACUACCUCUACAUCUCAUGCAGCACCAGGUGAUGGCGGUGGCCGGUAUGGAUGCCAGCCGGGUGCGCGUCUCCCCGAGCCGCUCAGUGCGCUCCUGGGCCACUCCGCCCACCACGCCGGGCGCCUACACGCCCCUCAUCCAGGUGGACUGGCACGGCGGUGGGCACGGGGAUGGGCCGCCCAGCACCAACAGCAGCCCUGGCACUGCCCGCGGCGCCGCCUCCUCCUGCUGGUACACGCCGCAGCUGCCCUCCCGCAUCUCCCGAACCAGCACCCACUCGCGCAGCUUCACCCACUACCGCACCACCCACCCGCACUCCUCCUCGUCUGGUGCUGGGUCCCGCUCCGCUGCCUACACCGCCAGCCACCACCGGGCCCACCGGCAGGCCAGCUCGCCCAGCCGCCUGCAGAUCCCCCUGGACCUGCACGGCAAGCACAGCCCCAAGAGGGGCAGCGCCGACAGCCUGGUGGAGGCGGUGCUGAUCUCAGAGGGCUUGGGGCGGUACGCGAAGGACCCGCGGUUCGUGGCGGCGACCAAGCAGGAGAUCGCCGACGCGUGCGAGAUGACCUUCGACGAGAUGGAGAGCGCCGCCAGCAACCUGCUGAACGGGGGCAGCCCCCAAUGGCCUCCCAAGGGAGCAGUGCGGUGGGACGGUACCAUGCUCAGGGUACCUCAGUCAUUGAGGAGGAUGGGGGAGAGCACUGGUUCAUUACUAGCCCCCACGAACCUGGUGGGUCGGGAGUCGAACCAGCACCCUUUGGGCUACAAGUCUGACGCCCUAACUACUUACCCAUGACUGUCUUGAUAGAUUAUUUAUUGUAUUGUAGUCAGAUAAAUUUUAUAUUUUGUGAGGGAUGGGCCCAAUGAAAUAUCCUCCCACUUCUUGAGGAAUAGAUUGCUGUUACGUAACUCCAAUAGAUGUAUAUGGUUUAAUUUAUGGUGUACAAUGUUAUUUUGCCUUCAAUGUUUUUAUUUUUAUUUUGGCACUGAUGCAUCGUAUUCAAGUACAGCAGUUUUAGAAUAACAAGCCAAUGUGAAUUUACAGUGCUCAUGAUAUGCAGACGACGAUCUUCCUGUAAGUGUCUGUGGGUGUCUCACCACAUUUUUCACGGUAAACAAUGUGGUGAGAAGUGGGCGUGAGAAGUGUAGGAAAGGAAAGUAUGUCACAGAUCCUUCAACAGAAAAAUGCCUCGUCUGCACAUCUUGUGCGCAACAAGUGCACAAGUAGAGAAUCCUUAAAUGCUUUUUGGCAUUUAUUAUGCUGCUUGAUGAGUUCUGUUUUAUACAAUUUACAGAAAAAAUACAAGCUUUUCAGAUAGCACCAUUUUCAUACCACAGAUGUUAUCAGUUUACUUCAGUUUGUUUUCACAUUUUUAUAUGAAGCUUUGGGGGUUGGGGCAUUGCUUUUUAGCAAACUCAGACUGGCUUCAGUUUUGUACCCUCCUGUUAGGAAAUGUGUUCUCUGAUCACACAAUGGCAGUGAUCCUUUACAAAUGAAAGAAAAAUGACCAUUGGUGUUUUCAAUUGUAUUGUCCAACACCUGCUCCCAAUCCUCAGGUACUCGGAGCCAUUUGCUCUCAAAUUCACGCCCUCAGACAUGGAGUCGUUAUCUUUAACGCCCAUCACUGCCAGUGGUACUGCCAAAGGUGGUAGAUAUCCCAAGUUUCAACAUUUACAAAGAAACUUCCUGGACACGGCGCUCACAACAGGAAGGGGGUCACUGAUCACCCUUUAUGUGGACCAGCGGACCAACCACAAUGUGUAAGAACAUCAUCAGUCAUCCAUUUAACAGCACAAACCUGCAACUGCAAACACACCAGAGCUUUGUUCCCCAGUUUUUUCCCCCAAAGUCAACCAUGCAUUAGCAUGAGGUUUCUUGUUCUGCCUGCAUCUGUCCUCUUUGGUACUGCUACCAAUGCCAUGCCCUUCGGUCUCAUACCUCCUCCAAGGCCUCUCCUGUGGAGUCAGCUUGUUUGAAUCCAGACCGGGACUGACUUUCUUACUCUGACUGUGUGGCAUGCUGCGGUUUGCAAACAUGUAAACACACACACACACUCUUCUUUGUCACAUUGGUCCAAAGCAACUCAAGAUUAUGUAACUACUGUUUUACUUCCUCUACCAAAAUUAUUUUUUUACCAAGUUCUAUUAAACAUCUAAAAUCGUU